UUCCUCUCACAUAAACAAACUCAGAGGGUAGUUUCUGCGAAAAUCUUCUUCCAAGAACAACAGCUCGCUUUAUCUCUCUCUCUCCGUCUCUCUCUCCUGCUUCCAUUUCCAAACGUAUUUGACUCUCUCACCUUCAAUCCCAGGGUUAUCUCUUGUAAAUUCUUAUCUAUUUAGGGUUCUUUUCUCCACCCUUCCCGUAGAAAAGUUCUGUAUAUAACCAACACCCAUCCCAAUACAAAGAAAAGUUUUUAAAUUCCUGAAUUCUUCAAUCGAGCAAUUUCCAUUUGCAAUUCUUUUUUUCCCCACUCUGUACAGACAUAGGGAAAGCUAUUUCCUCUGUAUGAGUCUUGGGUUCUUUCUUUUCUGAAAUUGGCAUCCCCAGAAAAUUCUAAUUAUCCUCAUAUUCUUUUCUUCUUAGAUUUCCCAAAGGGUACUUAAAAAAUUGUGACUUUACCAUUUGUUUCCGUGCUUGGGAUUGAAUUUCUGAAAACCCUAAUUGUGAUUUCCUAACCUCUUUUUCAUGGCGGUUUCAACUAUAGCCUUGUACGCGAGUCCGCCGAGCAGCGUGUGUUCCACGCCUCACCCUUGCCAGAUCAACGCUCACGCUUCCUACGACUUCGAAUUGGGGUCGCGAUCUUCGUCGCCGGCGGCUUCGACGGCUCCUCCGUCGACGUCGCAGAAGCCUGUGAUGGGCGGACUUUCGUGCCUGUUCUCGUCUCCGGCGGCGGCGAUGAAACACGCGGCGUUGUCGUCGAACUUUACCGGUGAGGAGGACGAUUUGAAGGAGUUGGGCAGUUCCUUCUCGUAUUCUCCAAGCAAGUUUGGUGGGUCUUCUUGGAAGAGGGAUCAGAGUCCCGUGUCUGUUUUUCAUGGUCCUGUUUCGUGUAGUGGUAGCAGCAGAAGCCCCAUUAGUUCUACCUCCGUGAGAAGUAUCAGGGGUGGGACUAGUGGGUUGUUUCAUGGGUUCGUGAGGAAUGCGUUGGGGUCUUGUUUGGAUUAUGACUUAGAUGCGGGUGAUUCAUCUGCCGCGCUUGUGGAUGAGUUGACCUUCAAUUUAGAGGAUAAUUUGGUGGAGGGUGGGUUUCAUUUUGAGCCCUAUGCUAGAAAGUUGCUGCUGGGGGCGCAGUUGAGACACAAGAUCUUCUGCGAGGAGUUUGUCAUCAAGGCCUUUUGUGAAGCUGAGAAGGCACACAGAGGGCAGAUGCGGGCUAGUGGGGAUCCUUACUUGCAGCAUUGUUUGGAGACCGCCGUGUUGCUGGCUUUGAUUGGUGCCAAUUCCACCGUUGUGGCUGCGGGGCUCUUACAUGACACGCUGGAUGAUGCUUUUCUGACUUACGAUUAUAUAUGUGGAGCAUUUGGCGCUGGAGUUGCUGAUUUAGUCGAAGGGGUAUCUAAACUGAGCCACUUAAGCAAACUGGCUCGAGAAAAUAAUACAGCUUGCAAGUCAGUUGAAGCGGACCGCUUGCACACUAUGUUCCUUGCCAUGGCAGAUGCAAGAGCUGUCCUCAUUAAACUGGCAGAUCGGUUGCAUAAUAUGAUGACACUAGAUGCAUUGCCUGUGACCAAGCGGCAGAGGUUUGCAAAGGAGACUUUGGAGAUUUUUGCACCAUUGGCCAAUCGCUUAGGAAUCUCUAGCUGGAAAGAACAAUUGGAGAAUUUGUGUUUUAAGCAUCUCAACCCAAGCCAGCACGAGGAGCUUUCUUCAAAGCUUGUGGAGUCGUACGAUGAUGCAAUGAUUACUUGUGCGAUAGAGAGAUUAGAGCAAGCCCUUAAAGAUGAAGGCAUAUCUUAUAAUGUCAUUUCUGGGCGGCACAAGAGCUUGUAUAGCGUUUACUGCAAAAUGUUGAAGAAGAAACUUACCAUUGAUGAUAUCCAUGACAUUUAUGGACUGCGCUUGAUUGUUGACAAAGAAGAAGACUGUUAUAAAGCCUUAACAACUGUCCAUCGGUUAUGGUCUGAGGUGCCUGGAAAGCUGAAAGAUUACAUAUGUCGCCCCAAGUUCAAUGGAUACCAAUCUCUGCAUACUGUGGUGAUGGGUGAAGGCAACGUUCCCCUGGAAGUGCAAAUUCGAACAAAAGAUAUGCACUUGCAAGCAGAAUUUGGAUUUGCAGCUCACUGGAGAUACAAAGAAGAUGAUUGCCAGCAUUCGUCAUUUGUGCUUCAGAUGGUGGAGUGGGCUCGGUGGGUUGUUACCUGGCAGUGCGAAGCAAUGAGUGGAGACUGUUCAUCUGUUAGAUAUGCUGAUUCAGUGAAGCCUCCAUGCAAGUUCCCUUCCCAUGCUGCCGAUUGCCCAUAUUCCUAUAGGCCCGAUUGUGGUCAGAACGGGCCCGUGUUCGUCAUCAUGAUCGAGAAUGACAAGAUGUCUGUUCAAGAAUUCAGUGCAAACUCAACGAUAUUGGAUUUGUUGGAGAGAGCUGGGCGUGCAAGCUCUAGGUUGACAACAUAUAGGUUCCCAUUGAAGGAAGAGCUGAGGCCAAGGCUGAAUCACAAGCCUGUGAGUGAUCCGAAAAGCAAGUUGAAGAUGGGAGAUGUUAUUGAACUUACACCAGCCAUACCUGAUAAGUAUCUUACAGAAUACAGGGAAGAAAUCCAGCGUAUGUAUGAUCGAGGGCUAACCGUAUCAACCAUGGGAACUUCUUCUUCAAGUACCAUGGUUGGCUCAAGAAGUUGAUCCCACCUUCGAUUCCCUUUCUAUUCAUCAAA
Vigna umbellata (rice bean) is the source of this 2703-nucleotide messenger RNA. Its product is annotated as putative GTP diphosphokinase RSH2, chloroplastic. Gene Ontology annotation, cellular component: chloroplast. NCBI's taxonomy places the organism in Eukaryota, Viridiplantae, Streptophyta, Magnoliopsida, Fabales, Fabaceae. Gene Ontology annotation, biological process: guanosine tetraphosphate metabolic process. The record is from RefSeq and is a predicted model, not a curated record.